CGGUCGUCCCACUUUGUGACGUUCAACCAGAGUCUAGAGAUGUAAUUCUCUGCGAAUACAGGACUAGUUGGAGCUAACAACGCAGCUUGACGAGGGUGAACCCAGCUCCACACCUCGUCUACCACGUCUUCUCCUCGCCAUGGCUGCUCACCUACCACGCCUCCCCGUCCUCCUCCUCGUCCUCCUCGCUGCCCAUGUCGUCUCCACCUCCACCCGUGCCGAGCCUCUUCUUCCCAGCACUUACAACGUCUCCAUGUGCUCGGAAUCGUUCUGGUGCGGCGGCGUCGAGAUCCGCUACCCGUUCUAUCUUGCCAACGCAACCGCCGACUACAGCGGGAGCUACUACUCCUGCGGCUACACCGACUUGAGCGUUUCCUGCGAACUCGAGGUCGAGGGGCCGCCGACGACCUGGACCCCUACCAUCCGUCUCGGCGGCGACAACUACACCGUCAAGAACAUCUUGUACGACUAUCAUACCAUCUCACUGGCGGACAGCGAUGUGCUCGGAGGCGGCGAGUGCCCCGUCGUCCGCCACAACGUCAGCUUCGACGAGACGUGGCUGCACAACGCCAGCGCCUUCAACAACCUCACCUUCUUCUUCGGAUGCCACUGGGGGCCACGCGAUACACUGCCUGAAUUUGCCGGCUAUAACAUCAGCUGCGACGGGUUCAGUACUCCAACUAUCAGCGGUGGAGGCUCCUUCGUGUUCAAGACUGAAGAUCUUGACGAACAAGAGGAGCAGGAUUUCGCUUCACACUGCGACGAGGUUUUCUCCGUGCCAGUGGGAAGCGAGGCUCUGCGGGCGACCGACACCUUCAGCCUCUCAAGGUACGGGUACGGCGAGCUGCUUAGGCAGGGGUUCGAGUUGGAAUGGAAUCGGACAUCGGAGGAUCAGUGUGGCCAGUGCGAGGGAUCGAGCUCCGGCGGACGGUGCGCCUACAACCAGAAGAGAGAAUUCCUGGGCUGCUUGUGCAGCGGAGGGAAGGCGGGCAACCCGUUCUGCAAACCCUCAAGAUCAAAAAGGAAUGAAGGACCUAUUGUUGGUGCUGUUGUUGCCGUUGCAUUCCUGUGUCUAGUCAUUCUCACAUGCUUCUUGGCUUGUAGACAUGGUUCGCUGCCCUUCAAAUCGAAGAACAAACCAGGGACAAGGAUUGAGUCCUUCCUACAGAAGAACGAGAGUAGUAUACAUCCGAAAAGAUACACCUACGCGGACGUGAAAAGAAUGACAAAAUCCUUCGCUGUGAAGCUAGGCCAAGGUGGGUUUGGUGCUGUAUACAAAGGCAGCCUCCACGGCCGACAGGUAGCAGUCAAGAUGCUGAAGGACACCCAAGGUGACGGCGAGGAAUUCAUGAACGAGGUGGCUAGCAUCAGCAGGACUUCUCAUGUCAACGUCGUGACACUUCUAGGGUUUUGCUUGCAAGGGUCGAAAAGAGCACUGAUCUACGAGUACAUGCCCAAUGGUUCGCUCGAAAGGUAUGCCUUCACCGGUGACAUGAACAGUGAGAAUUUGCUAAGCUGGGAAAGACUAUUUGACAUAGCGAUUGGCACGGCCAGAGGGCUCGAAUACCUACACCGGGGAUGCAACACUCGGAUCGUGCAUUUUGACAUCAAGCCACACAACAUCCUGUUAGACCAGGAUUUCUGCCCUAAGAUCUCUGACUUUGGACUGGCCAAGCUAUGUCUGAACAAAGAGAGCGCUAUCUCCAUUGUUGGCGCAAGAGGGACGAUAGGGUAUAUCGCCCCGGAGGUCUACUCAAAGCAAUUUGGAACGAUAAGCAGCAAGUCUGAUGUCUAUAGCUAUGGGAUGAUGGUCCUUGAGAUGGUUGGAGCAAGGGACAGGAAUACAAGCGCAGAUAGUGACCAUAGCAGCCAAUAUUUCCCUCAGUGGCUUUAUGAACAUUUGGACGACUAUUGUGUUGGUGCUUCCGAGAUUAAUGGUGAGACCACAGAGCUCGUGAGGAAGAUGAUAGUUGUAGGUCUGUGGUGCAUACAAGUGAUUCCGACUGAUCGGCCAACAAUGACGAGAGUCGUCGAGAUGUUGGAAGGGAGCACAAGUAAUCUAGAGUUGCCACCCAGAGUUCUCUUGAGCUGACAAAGCGUAGAUAUUUUUCCUAUCAAAUGCUGCUUCCAGGUCACACAAAUGCAAAUAUUUGUGGAGACGAGUGCCCAGUAACCUCAUACACUGUAUCUGUAUGACAAAAGUCCCACGACUCACUGGACACGGAAAUGUCGCUUGACUACGCCAAUUUUCUAAAAAGAUUGGCACAAUUAAUGGGGCUUAUAGCGGUAA
Zea mays is the source of this 2290-nucleotide messenger RNA. Its product is annotated as LEAF RUST 10 DISEASE-RESISTANCE proteinUS RECEPTOR-LIKE PROTEIN KINASE-like 2.3. The coding region runs from base 140 to 2092 and encodes 650 amino acids. Gene Ontology annotation, biological process: protein phosphorylation. The transcript is spliced from 3 exons. Lineage: Eukaryota; Viridiplantae; Streptophyta; Magnoliopsida; Poales; Poaceae. The record is from RefSeq and is a predicted model, not a curated record. Gene Ontology annotation, molecular function: ATP binding; protein kinase activity; polysaccharide binding.